Molecule: messenger RNA, 513 nt
Organism: Quercus lobata
Lineage: Eukaryota; Viridiplantae; Streptophyta; Magnoliopsida; Fagales; Fagaceae
Product: pectinesterase inhibitor-like
Exons: 1
Coding region: 1-513 (170 amino acids)
Biological process (GO): negative regulation of catalytic activity
Molecular function (GO): enzyme inhibitor activity
Source: RefSeq, a predicted model, not a curated record
AUGAAUCCCAUUUCAAGCCUCGUCUUUGUGCUUCUUUUGACUGUCUUUCCAACCCAAAUUUUUUGCCAGAACUUGAUUGCGCAAGCUUGUGGUUACACUUCGUACAAGCCACUGUGCCUAAGCACUCUUCAAUCGGACUCUGAGGCCAAAUCAGCAAAAGAUCUCCUGACUAUAGCCAAAGUUGCACUAAAACAUGCAGGGACUAAAGCUCAGGCAGUAAAUGCGGAAGUCAAAAAACAGCAAGGUUCAGCAACGGACGAGGGCUUGAAGCAAGCCCUAUCUGAUUGUGCUGAGAACUAUGGAGAUGCAAUUGAUCAAAUUCAAUCCUCGACCGGUGCCUUGGGAUCUAAGAAAUAUAAUGAUGUUAAUACAUGGGUCUCAGCUGCCAUGAACGAUGCAGACUCGUGUAACCAAGGUUUCGAAGAUCAAUCCGUCAAGUCUCCAAUAACUUCUUCAAGUACCACAUUUAGUCAGCUAUGCAGCAAUGUGUUAGCCAUUACCAAUCACCUCUAA